UUACUAUGUACAUACUUUAUUUUAUUAUUAAUUGGCCAUUAUUAAAUUUGUUAAUUUUUUUCGAAUUAAUAUUAAAUCAAUUUAUAUUUUUCCCGGAUUACAUUUCAUUACUCCUACAACUUUUUAUCUCGUAUUAUUACAUAAUUUAGCGAAACAAGAACAAAUUAUUUUUUUAUUUAGUAAUACUUCUGGAUCAUUCAAUUAUUUAUUCGGGGUUAUUCGUACCGAUCGUACCGAUUCUUACUUGAAAUGUAGCUAAGUAGUUCUCGAUUUGGCCAAUUUCCGAACCCGGGGGCGCUGAGAUCUUAGAUUCUCGGACCUCUCCUUCUAUCUUAUGGAAAAGUGGAGGUAUUAGCAGUCCAGAGGUAUAUAGUCAAAGGUGCUAACAACAUAGUAGCUAACUGAUGGCAUACAAGCGAGUGCUCGCAUCGCCGUUAUGCCCGAAUUACACUAGCAAUUGGCGAUUGCGUCUGCGUUUGCGUUUGCGCUUGCGAUUAUUUCUGGACCAAUCAGAAAGAAACGACUGACGAUUGCGAUUCGCGAUUACUAUUUAGCCGUCCAUUUUUCAUAAUCGCAAACGCAAACGCAACCAAUCACAGAACGUGCUAGUUGUCACGUGACCAAGUGUUUAUGUUCGGAAGGCUUGGAAGAAAAAUCAACACUUAAAAUAUUUGCAAAUAUUUGUUAUCAUGCCACCGAAGAAAGCUGCUGAUAUAUUUUCGAAAGACAUUGAAUUUACGUUAAUUGACUUAAUUGAGUGUAGACCUAUUCUUUGGGAUUCUACUUCUGAACUCUACAAAAGAGCAGAUUUGAAAGAUGCAACUUGGGAAGAAUUAGUUUGUUCCUUAGGACUUAAUUUCUCAGUUUCUAUUGUAGCAAGUAGAUUUAAAAGUAUGAGAGAUACUUUCAUGUCAAAUUUGAGGAGAGUAAAAGAAUCCAAGCGCAGUGGAAAGGGCACAGCCGAUAUGUACAUUCCAAAAUGGUAUUUGUACGAUCGUUUAAAGUUUUUACAGAAGACACUAGUUCAAAGUGCUUCCAUCUCUAAUAUCACUACUUCCUCGAAAAAAUUUGAUGAUUGCAUGUCACAAACAAAACAGAUUUCAAGUGAAUUAUUGACACAAUGUCUACCAGAACAAGAAGUUAUUGAGGAACCUCCAGUCUUAAAUAUUUAUUACAAUGAUUCUAUGAAAAAAUUUAUGAUUCAAUCAACGGAAGAGUCGACUGAUAAUUUUACAGAUUUAUCGGGAUCCUCUGUAAAUGUUAGCACACCUGUGUCUACUCCUAUCGAAACAACUUUGCAAAAUCUAACUUCUAUCUCAACAACAUCAACUUCUACGAAAGCUUCUAUCUCAACAACAUCAACAAAUUCAGUAUUUACAUCAUGUUCCAAAGUGCAAGAUAACGGGAAUCAAAUGUACACAAAACGAGGAUCAGCUAAAAGAAAGAAUAAUGAUCAUUUAUUAAUGGAAGAAGCAGUUGGUGCUAUUAAAAAUUUGUGUCAACAAGAUCCACUUCAUUCACUUGAAUCUAACUCAUCUACUGACUCUGCACAUACAUUGGCGAUGUUUAUUGCAACAAGACUGCGUGAAAUGAUGCCUGAUCAACGUAGACAAUGUGAAAAUGAAUUACUAAAAUUGUUGUCUCAGUUUUAAUACGUAUAAUAAUAUUUUUAUUAUAACAUAAUUUUUAUAUUUGUAUAACUUUAUAUACAUAUUACUCAUACUGAACUUUUCAUUUUCCAAAGACAAAAUCCAAAGAAAAUUAGAAUCCAAAUAUUACAUUUUAUUUUUGUUUGCAAUAACAUUAAACAUUUAAUGCUUAAUUAUUUACUAGAUUUAAUAUAAUU
Molecule: messenger RNA, 1846 nt
Organism: Solenopsis invicta (red fire ant)
Lineage: Eukaryota; Metazoa; Arthropoda; Insecta; Hymenoptera; Formicidae
Exons: 4
Coding region: 690-1652 (320 amino acids)
Biological process (GO): regulation of transcription by RNA polymerase II
Cellular component (GO): nucleus; transcription regulator complex
Source: RefSeq, a predicted model, not a curated record